UUUUUUUUUUCAUUCUUUUUCCCAUUACUUGCUCAAUUAAACCCCAACAUUCACCUCCUGUUCAAGUCUAGCCAUGGUCCUCGCAAACAAGCUCCACGCAUGGAAGGCACUCCAAGCUCACUACGACCAGCAUGCUGCCAAUAUCAUUAUCAAGGACGAGUUCGCUAAAAACCCAGCUCGGUUUGAGCAGUUCUCGCGUCUUUUCCAAGGCCCAACUACAAAGUCCUCUAUCUUGGUCGACUUUUCCAAGAACAUCAUCACAGAAGAGACCUUUAAACACCUUAUUGAUCUGGCCAAGGAGGCUGGCGUUGAGGAAAUGCGCAAGAAGAUGUUUUCGGGAGAGCCUAUCAACUUUACUGAGAACCGCUCUGUUCUUCAUGUUGCCUUGCGCAACGUGUCCAACACACCCAUCUAUUCUGAGGGCAAAGACGUGAUGCCAGAAGUCAAUGCUGUGCUUGAGCACAUCCGUUCCUUCACAGAGUCUGUCCGCUCGGGUGAGUGGAAAGGAUACACUGGUGAGCGGAUCCAGGAUGUGGUCAAUAUUGGUAUUGGCGGAUCAGACCUUGGACCAGUCAUGGUCACGGAAGCUCUCAAACCAUACGCGACUCAAGGCGGAUUGAGGGUCCAUUUUGUCUCCAACAUUGAUGGUACUCACAUUGCUGAGGUCUUCAAGAAAGUCAAGCCUGAAAAUACACUCUUCAUCGUCGCCUCCAAGACUUUUACCACUCAGGAAACCAUUACUAACGCUACUACCGCUAAGAACUGGUUCUUGAAGCAUGGUACAGAGGCUGAUGUUGCUAAGCAUUUUGUCGCUCUCUCCACCAAUACAGAGGCUGUCAGCAAGUUUGGGAUUGACCCCGCAAACAUGUUCCAGUUCUGGGACUGGGUCGGUGGCCGUUACUCUCUCUGGUCUGCUAUUGGUCUUUCAAUCGCUCUCUACAUUGGAUUUGACAACUUCAAGGAGCUUUUGACAGGAGCACACGAAAUGGAUCAACACUUUGUCAAUACUCCUCUUGAGAACAACCUCCCUGUCAUUCUAGGUGUCCUCGGAAUCUGGUACAUUAACUUCUUUGAUGCCCAAGUCCAUGCUAUUCUACCCUAUGAUCAAUAUAUGCAUCGCUUCCCUGCCUAUUUCCAGCAAGGAGACAUGGAAUCUAAUGGCAAGUACAGAAACAGAGAUGGCGAGGCGGUCCCUUACGGUACUGGUCCAUGGGUUGUAGGCGAGCCUGGAACGAAUGGCCAGCAUGCUUUCUAUCAAUUGAUUCACCAAGGAACUCGCAUUACUCCUUGCGAUUUUUUGGCUCCUGUUGAGACUCAUAAUCCCCUGUCCGGUCAUCAUGAUAUUUUGCUUUCCAACUUUUUCGCCCAGACUGAGGCAUUAAUGGCUGGUAAAGACGAGAAGACCGUACUUGAGGAGCUGCAGCAAGACAAAUCACUCGCAGCUGAAAAGAUUGAACGGAUUGCACCCCAUAAGGUGUUCAAAGGUAACAAGCCCACCAACUCGAUCUUGUUCCAGAAGUUGACGCCUGGCACACUGGGUGGCCUGAUUGCUCUUUAUGAACACAAAAUAUUUGUCCAAGGUGUGAUCUGGGACAUCAACUCAUUUGACCAGUGGGGUGUUGAGCUUGGCAAGCAAUUGGCCAAGAAGAUUCUGCCCGAGUUGACGACGUCUGGCGAAGUACGCUCGCAUGAUGCUUCGACCAAUGGCCUCAUUAACUUUUAUAAGCAGCACAAAAAGAAUUGACUGGAUGAAUUAAAGGCACUCCUGUAGAAAAG
Lobosporangium transversale is the source of this 1776-nucleotide messenger RNA. RefSeq names its product glucose phosphate isomerase a. Gene Ontology annotation, biological process: glycolytic process; gluconeogenesis; glucose 6-phosphate metabolic process. The record is from RefSeq and is a predicted model, not a curated record. Gene Ontology annotation, molecular function: glucose-6-phosphate isomerase activity; carbohydrate derivative binding; monosaccharide binding. Lineage: Eukaryota; Fungi; Mortierellomycota; Mortierellomycetes; Mortierellales; Mortierellaceae. Bases 74 to 1744 code for a protein of 556 amino acids. The transcript is spliced from 2 exons. Gene Ontology annotation, cellular component: cytosol.